Rhodamnia argentea is the source of this 1311-nucleotide messenger RNA. Its product is annotated as probable aspartic proteinase GIP2. Gene Ontology annotation, molecular function: aspartic-type endopeptidase activity. The record is from RefSeq and is a predicted model, not a curated record. NCBI's taxonomy places the organism in Eukaryota, Viridiplantae, Streptophyta, Magnoliopsida, Myrtales, Myrtaceae. Gene Ontology annotation, biological process: proteolysis. The coding region runs from base 1 to 1311 and encodes 436 amino acids. The transcript is spliced from 2 exons.
AUGGCCACUUCAUCUAGUUUCGUUCUAUCUUCUUUGAUCUUGUGCUUGGUCUCUUCCCAAACCCUAGCCACCACAAGCUUUCGGCCCAAAGCACUGGUUAUUCCCGUGACCAAAGACUCCUCAAAGCUCCAAUACACAACCCAAAUCAAGCAAAGGACCCCACUUGUGCCCGUCAAGCUGACCAUCGAUGUCGGUGGGAAUUUCCAGUGGGUGAAUUGCGAAAGUGGCUAUGUGUCGUCUUCCUAUAGGCCGGUCUCUUGUGACUCUCCGAUCUGCAAGGCUUCAGGGUCGGGUGCUUGCGAGACGGCAUGUUACUCUCCUCCUGGACCCGGCUGCUACAACAACACCUGCAGCCACAUCCCUGACAACCCGUUGAGCAGCUGGGGCAUCGGCGGGGGUGAGAUGGCCUCCGACACUGCUGUCGUCCAGUCCACCGAUGGCAGGGCGGUCGGGAAGGCGGUUGUGGUGCCGGGGGUGGUCUUCACAUGUGGUACAACUUCGCUGCUCGAGGGCCUGUCCGCCGGUGCUCUGGGAAUGGCCGGGCUCGGACGAUCUGAAGUUUCCCUCCCUGUCCAAUUUGCUUCUGUUUUCAAAUUUCCGAAAACAUUUGCCAUGUGCUUGAGCUCUUCUUCAAGCUCCAAUGGGGUCAUAUUCUUCGGCGACGGCCCAUACGUGUUCCUCCCUAACGUCGAGGUCUCUAAGUCACUCAUGUACACCCCACUAAUCCUCAACCCAGUAAGCACGGCAGGAUCUUAUUUCGAGGGUAAUCCGUCAACCGACUACUUUAUAAACCUCACCUCCAUCAAGAUCAACGGAAAAGCAGUCCCACUGAAUGCGGCCUUACUGAACAUCACUGCCGGCAACGGAGGGACAAAGAUCAGCACCGUUAAGCCAUACACGGUUAUGGAAACCUCGAUCUUCAAGGCCUUUGUGAAGGUGUUCAGACAUGAGGCCAAGAACUUGACUAAGGUAUCGUCUGUUAAGCCAUUCAAGUACUGCUUCAGCUCCAAGAACACCCCAAGCACGAGAGUGGGGCCGGCCGUACCGAUCAUUGAUCUGUUGAUGCACAGCAGCAGCGUCUAUUGGAGGAUCUUCGGAGCGAAUUCGAUGGUGCAAGUGAAGGAACACGUCAUAUGCUUAGGUUUCGUUGACGGCGGUUCAAACCCGAGAACAUCCAUUGUGAUUGGUGGGUAUCAAUUGGAGGAUAAUCUUGUUCAGAUCGACUUGGAGAAAGCGAGGCUUGGAUUUAGCUCCUCUCUUCUAUUCAAGCAAACUACCUGUUCCAACUUCAACUUCACUUCCAGCGCGUGA